CGCUUGACACAUCUCCAGAUCAUGAUAACUGUCUCAGAAACUAUGAUGAAGGAGUUGUUGGUGUGACAAUGGUCACGAGUAUUCCAUCGGGAUAAAUAGGUAUAUUCAUGACCUGUAAUGAAUCGAUCCUGUUCUUCACUGUGUCGCGAAAACGACUGUGCACACCGAUGAUGAUGAACAAUCAUAUAACUUCAGCACCAAAUAACGAACGCAAAUGAAUUCAUGACGACCAUCCCAAAGAUCACUAAUGAGGAAACUAACAAGUCACUUGAGCGAUAUUGCACCGUCGUGGAAACAACUUCAAGAUGUACAAGGCUCUCUCCAAAUUCCGAGUCUUUAUCUCAAGCUCACCAUCAACGUCACGAAGUACCAACAGGAUUCAUGCACAUAAACUCAGUACAUUUGAUCCACAGAGAUACGCCGAACACAAAUCAAACAUGUCUGCACCACCAAAAGCAAAGCCAGCGAAAUCCAAAUUGAAAGAAAACCAGAACCCCUCAAUCGAGCGCAACUUUCAAGACCUUGGCGCCACGAAAAUGGUGAAAUGGGUUGUUGUUGUCGCACUUUCAAUUGCUGGUACAAUGAAGACAAUAUUCUGGACCAAGGUACUGAUGGCAAAGUUGGGUUGGGGAAAAGGAGAGAGGACGGAGGAACUGGAAGUGGAAGUGGGAGAUGAGGAAGAGAGAAAAGAUCAAUGAAAUGAUUUCAAGGUCUGUACACCCAUAAUUACACGGCCAGAGCUGAUACUUUGCUCAAGAUAAUGAUGAUGAUGAUGAUGCUAUUUCCGAUACCAUUAGGGUUGUUGUGAUGGACAUGCAAAGGGGGGAUACACCACUCACUGUCUCAAGUAACCUUUAUUCAUGGUUACCAUGGGCAGAUAGCGGAUGAAGUCGAUGUCUAAUAGGAAAAGCUUCUAGAAAGUUUCCUGUUUGUGCUCGAGUAACACAAACCAGACUUCACUCAUGAACUGGAUUGGGCUUAGCUUAGGAGCUGAGGAGCCAAGGGGAUCUACGCACAAAGUUAUGCAGGUGCACUUGAUUGUGAGAGCUUAGUUUCUUCCCCACAUAAUU
This is a messenger RNA of Sclerotinia trifoliorum, 1070 nucleotides long. Lineage: Eukaryota; Fungi; Ascomycota; Leotiomycetes; Helotiales; Sclerotiniaceae. The record is from the annotation of a GenBank genome assembly.